GUUCAGUAGCGCUCAGCUGCUGGAGAGGUGGGCACCACUCCGGCUGACGCUCAUCCUCUCGUCGCGGCUCCUCCUCUCCAGAGGACGCGCGGACUCUGCUGGAGCUCCAGGUGCAAAAAACCCCCCCAACAACAACCUUUUCUGCCGUUCCGUUUGCCGACGUGACACCUAGAAGCGGCACUUUGGACCCGACCGAGCCGGACCCAAAGGCUUUGAUAUAUAAAUUUUUUUUAUUAUUAUUCUUAUUAUUAUUUUCUACGGCGUCCGUUGGAUGGUUUAGCAGGUUCACUCUCUGUGGCGCUACCACCUGCACUCUAUCAAGGCGACGCUCCUGUUAGAAAGCCUCAGCAUCACUCUGCAUUCCUGUGGACGGAGCCGGAUUCUUCAAAGGUGCAGCAAGAUGCUGGGUGUGCAGCCUGUGUACGGACUAAAGCUCUUGCUGGCCCUGAUGAUGCUUCAUACAGCCGAUUCAGGUUUAACCAGCGCUGACACUGUGGUGAAUAUGCGGAAGGUCACUCAUCAGACCAUUACCGAGGAGCUGUCCAAGACGGUGCUGCUCCCCUGCCUCUUCACCCUUCGCCCCGGCGGCAGCUCUUUCCACGAGCCCCCCAGGAUCAAAUGGACCAAGGUUUGGGGUCAGAGAGGCUCCGACGGCCUGCAGAAGGAGCAGUCGGUCCUGGUGGCCAAAGACAACGUGGUCAAGGUGAAAAAGGCCUUCCAGGGUCGUGUGUCGCUGCCUGGGUACAGUAAGGACCGCUACAACGCUAGCCUUGCUCUGACCGGGUUGCGGUCCAGCGACUCUGGACUUUAUCGCUGUGAAGUUGUGGUGGGCAUCAACGACGAGCAGGACACCGUUCCACUGGAGGUCACAGGUGUAGUGUUCCACUACCGGGCCCCUCACGAUCGCUACGCCUUGUCCUUCGCUGAUGCCAAGAGGGUGUGCAUAGAGAACUCGGCCACCAUUGCAACACCCGGCCAGUUGCAAUCAACCUUCGCCGACGGCUAUGAGAACUGUGACGCCGGCUGGCUGGCAGACCAGACUGUAAGGUACCCCAUCCAGUCGCCUCGGCCCGGCUGCUAUGGUGAUCGGGAGGACUCGCCCGGUGUUCGUAACUAUGGCAGCAGGGCUCCCGAUGAGCUGUUUGAUGUCUACUGCUUUGCAAAAAAACUUCAAGGUGAAGUGUUCCACUCCACGGUGCCAGAGAAACUGAGUCUGGCCGCCGCCUCCACCCACUGCCACUCUCUGGGAGCCCAGCUGGCCACCGUCGGGCAGCUCUACUUGGCUUGGCAGGCCGGUCUUGACCAGUGCGAUCCUGGCUGGCUGGCCGACGGCAGCGUCCGUUACCCCAUCAACGUCCCACGGAAAAACUGUGGCGGAGACGAGCCCGGGGUGCGGACGGUCUACAACAACCCGAACCGCACCGGCUUCCCAGACACCACCGCCCUCUUCGACGCCUUCUGCUACAGAGCCCAACAGCCAGCGGCGAUCCAGGCUUCUGAGGCGAAGGCUUCGUUCCAGCCUCGGAGGCCGGCAUCGGAGGCCUCGUCUUUAGUCGCCGAAGCCCAGAGACGGGGCCCCUCCGUCCGAACGUCCGUCUGGGCUGACUGGUUUUCCUUAAACAACACCGUAAGCCCCUCACUUAGUAAAAACGACGAGUCGUCCGAGACGUCCGAAGAGCAUGAUUUAAUCGACUUGAAGCCGGAGGAGAAGUGGGAUGAAAGACACAAUGGAUCCACGAUCGGCCCGAUGGAUCCGGACGCUUCUGACGGAGCUGGCAGCAACGUCACUUCCGGCUUCCCAGACCUCGAAAAUGCAGAGAGCCGUGUGGUUUCAGCUCAUGAGGACCCGGACCACAGUUAUCUUGGAUCAGACGCGCAAGUGUUACCCCCCGUUGCCUCUUCCACCCCCCAGCCUCAGGCAAGUUACAGUCUUCUCACUGAAUUUGUUAACACUCUCAUGAGGCCCUUUAAGUUCUGGACAGGGAGCAAAGGGACUGACAAGACAGAGAGGGGACCCACACUGCCUGAGGAAAAAGCUACAGAGAACCAAACACAGGGAGAGGUGUUCGGCGAAAGUCUGAGCAUUCCUAAACCUGGCGGAAACAAGGGCAGUAUGGACAAUGCCAUCCUGGAGCACAGAAGUGGCACUUUCCCCCUCAGGGGUCCCGAAAGCGGACUACAGAAUUCAGGAAAGGGGCUGUCGGAGCAGGAAAAAGAGCUGAUGCCUCUCAUUAACCUGGUGCCUUCGAUCCAAAAUGCCGUGCAAAAGCCCAGCGGCGCUCACCCUGUGGACGGAGGAACCGGCUCGAUCAAUGACAACCUGCAAUCCACGCUCAACGAAUUUCUUCAUUCUGAUCCCAUUGAGAAUUCCUCACCUUACAAACAUGUCAACAGAUCUGGUCUUCAGGUUCCCAGGCAAGGCCAUUUCCUUGAUUCCGUCUCCAAUACUCACUUCCGCUGGCCGAUUAAGUCAGAAAACGGUCACAAACGAGGUCGUCCAGCAAAUAUGGCCUACCUGGAUGAGCAAGAAUCUUGGGAGCCAAAAGAAUCUAAAGCAGGACCUGUGGAGUUGAUGUCGCUGCCCGACUCCCUUCAUCAGGAGAACCCGGAGAACUACUCGGGCGAAGGCAAAGAUCAGGAUCUAGAAGGCGCUUCGAGUGACAAAGGCAGAGCUGUGUCAGGAGAAGAGAAAGAUGUGGAGGGAAGUGGGAAUGGAAGCAGCUUUCCGGCUGGCUUUGAAAUGAAAGUCAACACGCUGGCCAGCAUCGGUGUCAAACUAAGUCCCACGCCCAAAGCUUCACCCAAACCAAGCAGUUUAUUGGCAGUGGGAGAGUACACUACUCUGUCUCAGUGGCUGCUGGUUAAUCAACCCACUGCCUCUCCUCAGGGUGCCAUGGAGUCAGACACAGCUGAGGAGGCAAAGGGAGAGAUACUUUAUGUCCACAGACCGACUGAGAUGCUCUCUCUGCUGUCUUCUUUGCAAACACAAGAUGAGAGCAAAGAGACAGGGAUGGCUUCCACACCUGCAGCUCUGCUGGAGGUACUGACAUCUUCUGAAGUGACCACAGUGGAGCCUUUGGCCACAGAGCCACACAGAACAGACCCUGCCACCACAGUCAUUAUCUCAGAAAAUACUUCAGACACGUCUUCUGCAGAGGAAGCAUCUAUAUCCAUUUCAUGGGUUCAGGAAAAGCAGGAGAACAUUAGUGUACCGGACCAGCAGAACCCUCUCCCAGUGACUCUGUUGCCUACCGAAAGAGCUCAAACUGGAGUCGUUCAAUUCCUCACCAAAGCCACAAACUCUGAAAUUGGCCUGACAGGAAUGGAAUCCAGAUCUGCAGUUACUGAAUCUUUUGUUGUGGGAAGUGUCCAGACGCCUUCCACAGAGUUGAAACCGGAGGAGCUCAGAACCACAAAGGCCACAGGGGACACAAGCAACCCGUUUGGCAGUUUGGUACCUGACUGGGCUUUCGGCCUCAUCCCAUCAGUGGAGAGUAACCCGUGUCAGACCAGCCCCUGUCUCCAUGGCGGGAGCUGCCUGGAGGAAGGCGACAGCUACAGCUGCUACUGCCCUCAGGGCUACUCUGGAGAGAACUGCGAGAUCGACAUCGACGACUGCCAGUCUAAUCCAUGCCAGAACGGAGGAACCUGCAUCGACGAGAUCAACUCCUUUGUGUGCCUCUGCCUGCCCAGCUACGGCGGAGCUACGUGCGAAAAAGACCUCGAGGGCUGCGAGCACUCGUGGAGAAAGUUUCACGGCCACUGCUACAGGUAUUUCAGCCGUAGACACACCUGGGAGGACGCCGAGAAGGACUGCAGGGAGCACAGCGGUCACCUGGCCAGCAUCCACACUGCAGCAGAGCAGAGUUUCAUCAGAGGUCUGAGCCAUGACAAUACCUGGAUCGGGCUGAACGAUCGUACGGUGGAGGACGACUUUCAGUGGACGGACAAGACAGACCUGCAAUAUGAAAACUGGCGGGAAAACCAGCCGGACAAUUUCUUUGCCGGAGGAGAGGACUGCGUGGUAAUGAUCGCCCACGAGAACGGCAAAUGGAACGACGUGCCUUGCAACUACAAUCUGCCCUACGUCUGCAAGAAGGGAACAGUGCUUUGCGGCGCCCCUCCCAGCGUGGACAAUGCCUUUCUAAUUGGCCGGAAGCGUUCCCACUACGACAUCCACUCCAUAGUGCGCUACCAGUGCGGCGACGGCUUCCUGCAGCGCCAUGUUCCCACUGCUAAGUGUCGCGCCAACGGCAAGUGGGACCGACCCAAAAUCAUCUGCAUAAGAUCUCGGCGGGCCCAUCGUUACCGACGCCACCACCACAAGGCGAGGAGGGAGCGCAGGAAGCACAAGCGGCAUGGCCACAGAGAGGGGGGGCACCACGGAGGGGAGCUCAACCAAGGCCACAACCACGCCCGCUUCUGAACCAAAAGAACACAAGAAAAAAAGAUUGGCACCCUCCUUCUUUUUUUGUUCUCUUCUCUGCUGCAACCUGCAGCUCGCCUGUCUCCCCCGUUGUCCUCAUUUCCCCAAAUACCGCUUCAAACUCUCAGCCCAUGAACUCCCCGCGCCCCUGUUUUUUUCUGUUCUGCCCUCACUCCCCCACCCACCUCCUCACCCCCUGGUGCACAGAGGCAACCUGCUUAUUAGUCCCCUCUGAUGCCUGCCAAAGUGCUGCCAGGUGUUGCCAGGACUCUAACAACCACACUGACAUCCCUUCUUCUUCUUCUUUGUUUCAUUUUUGGGCUCCAGCUCUUUUGUCUUGUCCUCUACCCUCUCAGAUGAUCCAGUUGCUCUCCCUUUCUUUGAGCUCAGCCCUUGACCUGUUUUUUUUUUUUUUUUUUUUUUUUUGACAGAAAAAGAGGAAGAAAAAAAAUAAAAACAUUUUCAGUUUGAGUAUGGACUUUCUUUGGCGAGAAGUGGUUUUAGUGUGAACUGUAAAUAGGGGUGACAUCACUGGAAAUGCCGUAUCAAAGUCAGACGAGUCAAUGGGAGACGUCGUGAUAUUGACUUGAGCCUUUUGUCUAUCGAACAGUUAUUUUUUACAAAUGCUCUGUGUUUUAUCUCCUGAUUCUGCUGCUUUUCGGUUUGCCCCUUUGUAAGACACUGUUGCGGACUGGCAGCGCCGCCGCCGCUGCGUCGUUCUGACACAGAUUUAGCUGAUUUUUGAACCAGAGGCGGUUGUAAUUGAGUUAUUUGAAUUGUUAGCGUUGUAUUUUUUCUUGUCGGUGUGAGACAGUUGCUUUAGAUCAGAUGAUGAAAGCCCAGAGGAAAAAUGGAUAGUGGCUCUGAUUUCUGGCUCACCUAAAUAAAUCAUCUGAGCCAUCUCGAACGGUUGAAGGUGUGCCGACACCUCCUCUCCCCACCCCACUCCCCGUCACUCCCAGGGUUAACCUGCACAUUUGAUACCGAUUGUCUCAACUCAGCUCAAAACUUCCAACAUUUGUUUUCUGGCGUCACAACGAAGGGGAAGUAGAACGGCGAGGGUCCUAAGAUUUAAGACAGUUUUUCAAGGCUCCACGCAAAGAUAUGUUGAGUCACUAAGAUUUUAUCUGCUGAAGUUAAACAUUUUUAGCGAGUGAUUAAAAUCCCACCACGGAAGCACUGAGGUCCGGUGAAAAGUUUACAAACGUGCGUCGCGCCAGGAGUAUCAUUGUAAUAUGGAUUUAGUAAGAAAAUAUGUUUGAAGUUUAAAUGUCAAGCGGAUUUUCUCAAAUUCAUCCGUCUGUUCAUCCGUUUGUCUUGUCCAGAUCACCUAAACGAGCCUCAGCGAUUUAACAGUCGCACUCAAAUCAGUUUGGAUGUUCAGAGAAAAAUGAUAAACCAACUCUUGUUCAAGCUUUCCAUAAUGACAAAUCUGCUGGAAACCCUGCAGAUGUUGUUCAGAGGAAAUACUUGUUAAGAUGGAAGUAUUUUUUUUAUUUUUUUCGCAGCUAAACAGAUUCUUCAUUAUCUGGGUUUGGUUGCUGCAAAGUAAAGCAGAAACACUGUGACGCUUUUGAAUUAUUGGUUUAUUUAUCACAAGUUACACCACGUGAUCACGUUCCACAUGAUCACGUUCCACAUGAUCACGUUUUACUUUCGUAAGUCAGCCCUGUUGUAUAAAUACAUGAAUGAAUAGAAAUUUAGACUGAUGGUGAGAGACAUAUUCAACUCUAAUUGGAGCAAAAGUACUUUAUACCUCCACUGAGCAGGAAAUGUUUGUGCAAAUUUUUUUUACAUAUAUAAAAAGGAAACAGAUGAUUUGCCCUAUCAGCUGUUUUUGAUAUAACCAACUUAUCAGACAGAUUUUCCUGAGUGUUUUGUGUCAGAAACCAUCUCAUGUUUCAUCAGAGUAAAUGCAUUCAAUCCCCAUUUGUUUGUUUUUUGUUUUUGUUUUUUUUUUUCUUUAUAAUCAAUCUUCAAACACAUUGUUAUGAUAUAACCUCUUUCUUAUGGCUAACACAUUUGGUGGAUUUCUGUUUCUUGUGUUGACUUUCCUACUAACAUGUAUUUAGUGUUGCUCUAGCAAUUAAAAUGAUAAACAAAAUAAAAGUGAAGAUGGAUCCAACACGAUUUUUGUCAGAUAAGUUGCACAUCACAUUAGGUUGCUUAGUAGUAUUAGUUUUUAUCAAUUUGUCAGUAAAAUUGUCCCCCCCAACAGUCGACUGAGUUGAACAGACAUAACCAACUCAGACUUAUACUGACUGAUGUGAAGCCAUUUGUCAGAGCUGCACCGACUGGGGUCGAACAUUAUCACUGGGAAUAAGAAGCUGUGUCGUCGUGUGUAGGAACUCGACGUUCGUGUGUUUUCACGAAGCAGAAGAGUGAUGGCGGCUGACGACGGAAAGGGUCGGCGAGGUUAAGGCUUGCCGUUUCUGGGUCAGACAGAAACUCCCACCUGAAGACGGCCGUGGCGCGUGUCGUGCUUUAAAGAGGAGAUUGAGGGGGACUGAAAAAGAAAGAAGAAGAACGCUUUGCUCUGUCUUCUCUCAGCUUUACUGUCCAGAUAAAUCGUUGCUCUUCUUUUUAAAGCCGACCCUCGAGGUUUGUGCUUGUGGGAUUAUGACCCUCAUUCCGGCAUGUCUAGCUUUGAUGUUUCUUUGUCUUUUGCUGGAUCCUUUUUUUCUUACUCUUUUAGUACCUUUGUGCUUUUGAAGGAUUCAUCCAUCUUUGCUCAUCCUCUUUUUCUUCAUUUUUACAUUUUUUUAUUUUUAACAGAACGUUAACAUUUUCAGUACUGUAGGUCCUACCUGAGGUUGCAUGGAUCAGAAUUUUGUGCCUGAUUUUUUUUUUUUUUUUUCCGGUGGUUUUUGUAAAACUUGUACUUACAGAUCCUGACUUAAGCCGAUUUAAGGUUUUUUUUACAGAGAGAAGAGGAAGACGAGCAGUAAAUGGUAAAACUAAGAUCUGAUCACUGCAGCCUCAGCGUACGGAGCCUGUGCUCUACCACCAGGCCAUGUUAUGCAGUGUUUUGUCUUUUGUAUCUUUUAUAUUAGCAAAAAGGGCAGUUACCAUGGCUAUCAUGGCAAACAUAUACCUGUGUCUGAAGGUAUAUUUGCAGUAUAACAUUGUUAUUCUACAGAGACAGGAGUGGAAAGCUCAAAAGGAUGAAAACGGCUUACCUACUUUCUGCUGAAUGUCUUGCUCUCGCUCGCUUUCUUGCAGCCUGGACCUACCACGGACUUGUCUCAACGUGUCUUUGAAAAAAUAUAUAUAUAUCUCAAACAGCUUCUUACACUUCUGCAUCAUUUUUACACACAUCAAAUAACCUAAAACUAGCUUUCAGUCUUCUUUGCUCACUUGCGUUUCAGCGCGGCACGUUCCUCAGUCAGAAUGAGGUGAGAUUUUUUCCGUUUCCAAACUCUUGUUCACCAGUCGGUCCACCGGAUGAUUUCGCUACGUGCUGCAUGUUACGGGCAGCGUUAAGGCGAAGUCUGCUAUUUGCAGAUGAUAUCUUUGCCUUUGUUUGCCUCCUCUCACCUUGGCUAGGACAACAACAGUAAUCUUACACCUUUGUAUCGGUUCAAUUAAUCUCCUGCAUGCCUAAUUAACAAGCUGCAUUAUCAGCCCAACCACGGAGCUGCCAUGACGGGGGAAGGGUAAUGCUGAUGGACAGUCAGAGGAGGGUACAUGGUGGCUGUCAAAGCCAUCAAACCCCUGUCGCUCUGCAGAUGUCAGGCUGCUUUCUCUCCCUCCCUCCCGCACCCCCGUCGCUCCUGUAAAAUAGAUUGACCAUAGGUGAGUGAAUAAAAGGGCAGAUGGAAGGCCCUCUCGCUGCAAACUUGAUGCUGAGAGACAGGGUAAUUACAGCUGGGACAGACCUAAAAAAAAAAAAAAAA
This is a messenger RNA of Poecilia latipinna (sailfin molly), 8322 nucleotides long. It is a transcript of the gene ncanb, whose product is annotated as neurocan b. Gene Ontology annotation, cellular component: synapse; perineuronal net. The record is from RefSeq and is a predicted model, not a curated record. The transcript has 16 exons. Gene Ontology annotation, biological process: central nervous system development; glial cell differentiation; cell adhesion. Lineage: Eukaryota; Metazoa; Chordata; Actinopteri; Cyprinodontiformes; Poeciliidae. Bases 401 to 4426 code for a protein of 1341 amino acids. Gene Ontology annotation, molecular function: hyaluronic acid binding; calcium ion binding.